GUCUCUGAUGUGCCCCAGUGACUGUCCCGGGCUGGAUGAGUGCUGGGGAGAGGAAUUUGAGAAGCUCUACAUAAAAUAUGAGCAGGAGGGCAGAGCUAAGCGUGUGGUGAAGGCUCAGCAGCUGUGGUAUGCCAUCAUUGAGUCUCAGACAGAGACCGGCACACCCUACAUGCUUUACAAGGAUGCCUGCAACCGCAAAAGCAACCAGCAGAACCUGGGCACCAUUAAAUGCAGUAACUUGUGCACAGAAAUUGUAGAGUACACCAGUAAGGAUGAGGUGGCUGUUUGCAACCUGGCAUCCAUUGCUCUUAACAUGUACGUCACCCCAGAGCGAACUUUUGACUUCCAGAAGCUGGCCUCUGUUACAAAAGUCAUUGUGAAGAACCUGAACAAAAUCAUCGAUAUCAACUACUACCCAGUGCAAGAGGCAGAGAACUCUAACAAGCGUCACAGGCCCAUCGGUAUCGGCGUUCAGGGUCUGGCUGAUGCCUUUAUCCUCAUGCGUUUCCCCUUUGAGAGCGCAGAGGCUCAACUCCUCAACACACAGAUCUUUGAGACCAUCUACUACGCUGCGCUGGAGUCCAGCUGUGAGCUGGCUGCAGAAUUUGGGCUGUAUGAAACAUAUGCUGGGUCUCCUGUGAGCAAGGGCAUCCUGCAGUAUGAUAUGUGGGAGAAGACACCUACAGACCUGUGGGACUGGGCCGCACUCAAGGAGAAGAUUGCAAAGCAUGGAGUGCGUAACAGUCUGCUGCUGGCUCCCAUGCCCACUGCCUCCACUGCUCAGAUCCUGGGCAACAAUGAGUCAAUCGAGCCGUAUACUAGCAACAUCUACACACGCAGAGUUCUGUCUGGAGAGUUUCAGAUCGUGAACCCACAUCUUCUCAAAGACCUCACAGAACGAGGACUUUGGAACGAAGAAAUGAAAAACCAGCUAAUUGCUCAGAACGGAUCCAUCCAGGGCAUUCCCACAAUACCAGAUGACCUGAAGGAGCUGUAUAAGACUGUGUGGGAGAUCUCGCAAAAGACCAUCUUAAAGAUGGCUGCAGACAGAGGAGCCUUCAUUGACCAGAGCCAGUCCCUCAACAUCCACAUUGCUGAACCCAACUAUGGCAAACUGACCAGCAUGCACUUCUAUGGCUGGAAGCAGGGUCUUAAAACAGGAAUGUACUACCUGAGAACUAAACCAGCCGCCAACCCCAUCCAGUUCACUCUCAACAAAGAAAAGCUGAAGGAGAUGCAGAACAGUACAAGCAACGAGGAGGAAACCAAAGAACGCAACAAAGCUGCUAUGGUGUGUUCGUUGGAGAACCGUGACGAGUGUCUGAUGUGCGGUUCAUGAAUUGAACUCCUGUUGACAAGGACCAUUAGGAUGGCUAACAAUAUGCGUCUUGUACAGUCUUCUAUCUUUUUUUAAAUGGUCUUAGAGAAUAAUUAUUAAUUUACAUUUCCUGUAUACUUUACUCCUGUAUACAAUACCAAUAAAGAAUU
This is a messenger RNA of Sinocyclocheilus grahami, 1488 nucleotides long. Its product is annotated as ribonucleoside-diphosphate reductase large subunit. Gene Ontology annotation, cellular component: ribonucleoside-diphosphate reductase complex. Gene Ontology annotation, biological process: deoxyribonucleotide biosynthetic process. The record is from RefSeq and is a predicted model, not a curated record. Gene Ontology annotation, molecular function: ribonucleoside-diphosphate reductase activity, thioredoxin disulfide as acceptor; ATP binding. The coding region runs from base 8 to 1339 and encodes 443 amino acids. NCBI's taxonomy places the organism in Eukaryota, Metazoa, Chordata, Actinopteri, Cypriniformes, Cyprinidae. The transcript has 9 exons.